Messenger RNA from Penaeus vannamei (Pacific white shrimp), 1376 nucleotides. The record is from RefSeq and is a predicted model, not a curated record. Lineage: Eukaryota; Metazoa; Arthropoda; Malacostraca; Decapoda; Penaeidae.
UAGAAGAGAAGGAAAUAUAGGAAGUUAGUGAAUAAGACUUAAAGAAUAUAAAUCAUAAGAAGCUAGUAGAUACUUUCGUUAAGUGAGAGAUGUUUUUCUGACCGUUUGCUGUUCUCGUUCUAGGGGACAAACGGAGGGCCGGGGGGAUUCUUCCCGAGGGAGACCAUCGCACAACACCAUUGCCCGUACUGUCCACAGUCCUUCAUGUUCCAAUCCAUCCUCAAGCGUCACCUCCGUACGCACACAGGGGAGAAGCCAUAUGAAUGUCCCAACUGUGACUACCGGUCAGCUUACAAAUACCACGUUGCCAGGCACAUGAAACUACACAACAAUGCAAACAUACACGUUGAGAAUGCACCUACAGAAAGGCCUGUGGUCCUCUCAGCGCAUACUCUUAGCAUUAUACAGUCAAACCUAAUGGGGACUCAGGACGGUGUGUCUGGCAUAUCAAACUCUCAAAAUGUACCGGGCGUCUCAAGCAUUCAACAGCCUGAGUGAAGCUCUGUGGAACUUGAAAAAGAAAUUAGACAGGCUUGUUGAUGAGGAAAUUUCAGAAAUGCAGUGUCACCUGUAGCUUAUUGGAAAUUUAGAUAUAUUUGGUAAAAUAGGACUGAUACAGGAAAACAUACAGAUAUUAUAGGGAUGAAUGAUUAAAAUAUAUUAACAGUAUAUCUUGGACAAGAUGAGAACUAGUAGAUUUCUUUUAUUUUUUUCCAUAUUUUAAAAUUACAGAACUCAAAAUAUAUUAGAUUUAAGAAUUGCACAACAUAACUGAUGUCUUUAUUAUACAAGGAACAGUGUCACUGAAUUAUCUCAAUAACUCACUGCCUGAUUUUAUGUUAUUAGUAGAAAUUUUUGUAAUUUAUAGGUCUAUUAAAAAACAUAGAUUGUCUACUAUUUUAUGGAAACAUUAAUGUAAACACAGAUUGCAAAGUAUGUAUGAUAUAUACAUUUGCAUGAAUGUAAUGCAUCUAUGUUUGAAAAGUCAUGUUCUGAAGUGUGGCAUAACUGUACAUGUAGUUAAGGAGAGAGAUUUAAUCCUUUACUCAGAAAGUUUUGGCAGUAAAUAUGCUGAUAAAUGUUUAUACAAUAUUUGUACACUGAAUAAGUUGUGAUGAGAUUGUUAAGGAAUAUUGUCCAUUUUACAUAAACUUUAUGGAUAUUUGAGCAGCUUCAAUUUAUGAUAUUGUAUAUGUUAAUGAUACCUUCUAUUUUCUUUGUUUUUCCUCUCAUUUUGAUUUUCUUCAUCUCUGUCUCUUUUCUGACUUUCAUUAUAGUUGAUGAUAAAAUUAUUCUCAAUGUGAUUAGGAUCACGAUCAUUGCUAUCAUUAUCAACGUAAAUAAUGUUAUCCAUGACAUCAUUAUCAUUUACAAAU